Lates calcarifer (barramundi perch) is the source of this 7829-nucleotide messenger RNA. It is a transcript of the gene cntn2, whose product is annotated as contactin 2. Bases 521 to 3643 code for a protein of 1040 amino acids. The record is from RefSeq and is a predicted model, not a curated record. The transcript is spliced from 24 exons. Gene Ontology annotation, molecular function: cell-cell adhesion mediator activity. Lineage: Eukaryota; Metazoa; Chordata; Actinopteri; Centropomidae. Gene Ontology annotation, biological process: brain development; cell-cell adhesion.
CUAGUGAAAGGAGACCAGAAGGUGAUCGAAAGAAAGGAGGGAUGCAGAGGAGAGGAAGAAAUUAAGGAGAGAGAGAGAGGGGAAGGGAGAGAGAGAGGCUGGCCCGUCCUUGAUUGCGGCUCGACUAAAUUUCAUAGCGGAGAGGAAGGAGGAGAAGUGAGGACAGGACACAGGAAGAAGGAAGAGAGAAGGAUAGGAGGAUAGUAAAAAGCGUCCCGGUUCCUAUCGACUGAAACACGGUGUUGAUUUCACCGACGCAGCGAGCAGCAUCACCUCACCUCCUGCGCAUCAUCCGCGGCUCCGCAUUGCCACUGCCCGCGGAGAAGACUAUCCGUGUUACAAGUUUGCCUGGAGCACUGGUAGAGGGAGAAACAGCCACAGCGAGCUGUUGGACAAACAGCUGUAGUCAACAGGCCCAAAUUGGAUGCCUCCUCUUCCUGUGAGAUAAGGUGAACAGGUUUUGGUCCCAUCUGCUCCUGAUCUUGUUGUGAUCCUGUCAUAAUCCAGUUGGAUCCAGAUAAUGGAGUUUUUGCUGUGCUUGCUGAUCCUCAGCUCAUUGGCUCUGAAGGAAACUGUUGGUGGAGAUGUGUGUGUGUCAGGUCAUGAUAGUGGGCCAGUGUUUGAAGAACAGCCAAGCAGUUCAAUUUACCCAGAGGGCUUGACUGAAGGCAAGGUGACCCUCAACUGUCAGGCCAGAGCCAGUCCAGCUGCUUCCUACAGAUGGCUUGUGAAUGGCACUGAUGUCCCACUCGGUUUGGACCUCCGUUACAGUCUGGUGGCUGGCAACCUGGUGAUCAGCAGUCCUGAGUCUAUUCGAGACACAGGCUCAUACCAGUGUCUGGCUAUAAACCGCUGUGGAAUCAUCAUCAGCAGAGCAGCUAACCUCAAAUUUGGCUACCUCCACGACUUCCCUCCAGACAACAGGAGUCCUCAGACAGCAUAUGAGGGCGUAGGAACUUUCCUGGCCUGCCAACCUCCCCCACAUUACCCAGCUCUGUCCUACCGCUGGUUCAUCAAUGAGUUUCCCAACUUCAUCAAGAGAGACGAUGGCCGUUGGUUUGUGUCGCAGGUAACAGGGAACCUCUAUGUAGCUAAAGCAGAACCAAACGACACCGGAAACUACUUCUGCUUCACCACCAUCAACAUGGACAUCAGCACCAAGAGCACUUUCAGCAAGGCCAACCAGCUCACUGUACUGCCUGAUGUCAAUCCCAGGAAGUCAGCUCCAAGCAUUAAAGUGCGCUUCCCAGCAGAGACCUAUGCUCUUGCAGGACACACUGCCCAGUUAGAAUGCUUCGCCUAUGGAAAUCCAGUUCCAAAGCUGCGAUGGAGGAAGGUGGACGGACUGAUGCCAUCCAAGGCAGGCUCUUCUGCAGAGGGUCCCACUCUCAUGCUACCAGAACUCUCCUUUGAUGAUGAGGGUGUUUACGAGUGUGAAGCCUACAACUCAGAGGGAAGUGAUACUUAUCAGGGGCGCAUCAAUGUGCAAGCUCAGCCAGAGUGGUUGCAGGUGAUGAGUGACUCUGAGGUGGAGAUCAGUUCAGAGCUGCACUGGAGUUGUGUUGCUGCUGGUAAACCACGACCGUCUAUACGCUGGCUACGCAAUGGACAGCCACUCAGCACACAGGACCGGGUGGAGGUGAAUGGAGCUCGUCUUAAGAUCAGUAACCUGGCUCUGGAGGAUUCUGGAAUGUACCAGUGUGUGGCUGAAAACAAGCAUGGCACCAUCUACUCCACUGCUGAGCUCAGAGUCCAAGUUCAGGCCCCAGACUUCAGAUUGAAUCCAGUGCGAAAGCUGAUUCCGGCAGCCAGAGGAGGGCAGGUGAUGAUUGAGUGUCGCCCUCGAGCUGCCCCAAAGCCCAGCCUGUUCUGGAGCCGUGGGACAGAGCUGCUCACCAAUAGCAGCAGAGUCACAGUAACCUCAGAUGGAGUCUUAUGGAUCCACAACAUCAGCAGGGCAGAUGAAGGGAAGUACACCUGUUUUGCUGAAAACUAUCUGGGCAAAGCCAACAGCACUGGACACCUAUCUGUCAGAGAUGCCACUAAGAUCACACUGGCUCCUUCCAAUGCUGACAUCAAUCAGGGGGAGAAUGUGACUCUGCAGUGUCAUGCCUCCCACGACCCCACCAUGGACCUGACCUUCACUUGGGCCCUCAACGGUGUCCUGCUGGAUAUGGAGGACCCAGCCAGGCCGUACCACCGGGUGGAGGGGAAGGAAAACAUUGGUGAUCUGUUGAUUGUGAACACUCAGCUGAGUCAAGCAGGGAUGUACACCUGCACAGCUCAGACUGUGGUGGACAGCGCCUCAGCCUCAGCUAAACUAGUGGUUCGAGGCCCUCCAGGACCUCCUGGAGGUUUACUGGUGAAGAAUGUUGCUGAGACAUCAGUGGAGCUCAGGUGGAGUCGUGGCUAUGAUAAUCACAGUCCCAUUGGCAAAUAUAUCAUCAUGGGCCGAUCAUCCAUAUCAUCACAGUGGAAGAAGAUGAGGACAGACCCAGCGAACAUUGAAGGGAACGCAGAGUCGGCUCGUGUAAUAGGACUGAUGCCCUGGAUGGAUUAUGAAUUUCAGGUCAUCGCCAGCAACAUCCUGGGCAGCGGAGAGCCAAGCAUGCCAUCACACACCAUUCGCACACAGCAAGCAGCUCCAACAGUGGCCCCCAGUGGACUUGCAGGAGGAGGAGGAGACCGCAAUGAAUUGAUUGUUACCUGGACGCCCAUGGCUAGGGAGUACCAGAACGGGGACAGCUUUGGCUACAUCCUGGCAUUUAGGAGGAAAGACACAUCAUCAUGGAUAGUGGUGCGCAUUCCCCAUGUGGAGUCAUCCCGCUAUGUUUACUACAAUGAAAGCCUGACACCGUACAGUCCGUUUGAGGUGAAGAUCAAAGCUUAUAACCGCCGAGGAGAAGGUCCAUUCAGCCAGAUUGCUGUGGUCCACUCUGCAGAAGAAGAGCCAACGGUGGGACCAUCAAACAUUAAUGCUACAGUGCUGACCGCCUUUGAGAUCCAGGUUUCAUGGGAGCCUGUCCAGCAGCUCAGUGCCAACGGCAUUCUCAGAGGAUAUGAGAUCCGGUACUGGCGGCAGCAUGAACGGGAAGCAGCAGCAGACCGAGUGAGGACAGCAGGAUUGGAAACAACAGCCAGGGUGUCUGGACUUCGACCCAGCACUCGAUACCACGUUGCUGUGCUGGCAUACAACAGCGCUGGCACUGGGCCACCCUCACCACGCACCACCGUCACCACCAGGAAACCACCUCCAAAUCGUCCCCCAGGCAACGUGUCAUGGAAGACAGAUGGCUCAGGGGUAUUGGUGAGAUGGGACCACGUGAAGGCCAUGCACAAUGAGUCAGCUGUAUUGGGCUACAAAGUCCUCUACAAACACGAGGGCCAGACUGCGCUGAAAGUUCUGGACAAGGCAAAGACGUCGGUCAGCCUGCCGCUGCCAAAAGACAAUGGUUAUGUUGUGCUAGAGAUUCGGUCCUGGGGAGAGGGAGGGGAUGGGCCAGCACACGAGAUCAUUGUGUCCCGGGACUCAGGAACUGGUAUGAUGGUACAGAACGAGGCCUCCUCUACACUAACCAGUCACCAUCUGCCGCUCCUCACUGGCUUGGUUUUCUUCACUCUUGUGUCUUUGUCAGACCUGUGAUCUCAGCCAAACUUUGGACUUUUUACUUUAAAUGGCUUGAACUAAAGUUCUCUUGUGUCUCAGCCUGUGUUUUGGGUUGGGGUGGGUUUCAGUGGUUGGGGAAGUUUGUAGCACUGCAGGGAUUGGAAGGAUGGGGGAGGACGAUGGGGAUUCAGUUUCCUUUUUUUAAAUAUAAUAAAUCAAGAGGGACGUGGUUUUUUGUUUUUAUAAAAAGAACAUUGGUCUGGAUGGGUUAAAAGAGGGAGGGGAAGCAGGGCAUCCCUGUCUGAUUGUGUGUUUGUGUACCAGUGUUAAUAAAAACCAUGCCUUAUGGGGACCAUCACAUCUGUGGCUAACACGUCUCACACACGUUCUCCAAACUGUAGCUGGCAGGACGCAGACAUCAGGUGUAAAUUACUCAUAAAAUCAAUGGUGUGUAUAACCCAUGUACAUACAGUACAGUCUCGCUUACAUGGUGGAGGUCUGCCUGUUCACACUGAGAGCAACUCGACUGAUGAGUCUCUGUAUUCUGAGCGGUUGCGGGUGGUGUGAGAGCUGAAACACUCUGCGUCUAGAAUAGUUAGAACAGCUCAUUAUGCAUUUUACACUGCUUGGUAUUGCCUGUCAUAAUUGCAUGGGCUUAGAGUGGGCUGCAGGAACAUUUUCAUUUUCUUAUCCUAAACCACUACUUUUUUCUGUGUUUGUAUGUACACAUUUUUAUGUCAUAUUCAACAAACUAAAUCAUGAAUACCACCUCUUCAUUAGGAGAUGUGCAUUGAACAUCAACAUGAAUAAUCCAGUUGUUACGUUGAGGCUGUUCCACUCCCUUUGUGGGCAAGUGUCAUUCACAAAUGCUGCAAAUCAGCAGUUCAUUCAUUUUCAGUUUUAGUAAUGAGAUUCAAGAAUCCCCAAUAAUAACAAAACAUCAUCUGCCAAGGAACAAUGUACUGUGACACACAGUGGUCCAUGACUUAUAUCACAGGCAGUCAGAGGGAUGACUACUAAACAGCAGAAGUCAGCCAUUCCAAAAUGUGCCACCAAAAUCACAAGAUCUAAAAACAGGCUAUUGAACCAAACUAGUUAUUUUCUUAAGCUGCUAUCACUUGCAACUUCAAAACAAAUCUGUUCAGAUGAGUGGUUCUUAAAAAAUAACAUUUGAGUAACCUCUUUGGAUCACUGCCUGGUCUGAGCCACAGACAGAGAAUUUGUCAGCCUAAAUUUCCUCUUCAAUCUUUUGGAAAUGUUCAAAUCCUACGUAGUAGUGUGUACACUAUCAGCCACAACAUUAAAACCGCCAAUUUUAAUGUUGUAGCCAAACAGUUUACACUUCCCAAAAUUACUGUAUAUCAGCAAAAAGGCAAAAACAAUGUAAGAAAAAUGACGAUAGUACACAGAAUGUACACAGCAAUGUUUCUUUAUUUUUCUGCAAUUAUACAUUUGGAACAUCUACCCAACCGAACUUAUUAUGGUACUUGUCAGUCUUGUUGCUCAUAGCGUGAACACAGAAUAAGAGUAAUUAAUUGAAGAAUUGAAGAACUUUUUAUUGUUGAUUUUGAGUUCCUGAUAAUGUCUAUAUGCGUGUUUGGUGUUUUUGCCUUGACUGUAAGUAUAGCUACAGACCUACGUCACUGGUCCAAAUGAAUGUUUACUUUUUCUAUUUAUGUUUCAUUUUUGGGGAGGUGAAAUUGGAUGAAUGACAGUAUUUAAUUCUGUGUUUACAUUUGUUGUGCCUGCAUUGUUUGAAUUAUUCUGACAACAAUGUAAAAAUGCUUCUGUUAAAUGUUUUAUUAGGUUUAUUGCAGCUGCUUUUAUGCUGAUAGGUUGAUAUAAAAUGGCUAGGGCAGCAGGGAUGAAUCACCCGAGGAGAUGAAGAGUUGUUCACCAAAGUUAUCAGAGAGUACAGCUGAUAGUGUUAUAUAUUGUUCUCAGUGUAAACCUGUCAGCAUGUAUUAGCUCUUAUGUAACAUGUCUGGUUUGCAGCAGUUUACAGGAAGGAUGUGACCUCUAGCUAUUCUUUUGUACACAGUUACAGUUAUCUUAGGUCUGAUCAGCUUGUCAAUAGUAGACAUCAAGUGCUUGUAAUUUCUGUCUUUUGUUGUUGCCUUAUUUUUUAUUCACUCAGAACUGUCUAAACUGUUUGCUGUCACAAGUUUAAUACUCAAAGGUUGAAGGGUAACUGAUGCUUUGGGUUCCUAUCAUCAUUCAAGACAGGCUGGUUUUGGUUUUCUGUAACUGCCAAAAAAACACAAACGAAACAGCCCAGUCAAGUUUAAACUCUCACUUCUCUAUGAUAUUUUGUUUUCUGUUGCAGGUUUACAUCAGUUGCCAAAAUUCAACACCAGUGUAUGGAGUAGUUAAUAUAUUAGUUUAUAUAGUGUAUUAAAAAUAAGACAGUGAUGGUCAUGGUGGUGGAUGAGUUAAUAUGUCAUAUGUUCUUGCGUUUUAGAUCAGUAACAUGGUUUCACGCCCAUCUCACUAGUAGUCUGUGUUGAUAUUUUUAUUGUAUGACAUCUUCUUUCCUUAACCCCACCAAUGUUUUAGUUGUUAUGACCUGAGUCUUUCACGAAUGUUAACAAAGUAGACCAUAAAAAUUCAUCCUUACACCUGAAAAUGUUAGAUUGAAAUAAAAAGAAAAAUCUCCAGGUCCAUUUACUAGCUUUCAACUGCAUUUCCACAGCUUUCCACAGCAUAUGUAGUUUGCUCAUCAUAGGGAUAGAUCAGUUGUCACCAUGUGACUUUAGUGUAGAACAUUACAACUCCAAAAACUCUAUAUCUACAUUCUAGAAAAAAAUGUGAUAUGGUUGAAAUUCAGGAAAAAACUAGUAUGUGGACCUUGAGCUAAGAAUGUUUUGUUUGUUAUUUAUUUAUGUUAAUUUUUUUUUUUUUUUCAACAGAUUUGAGGAAGGAGUUUUAUUCUCCUGUUGUGAGAAGAGCAAUGUGAUUUUGCUCUGUUUGUGAAGUGGCUGGAGCCGUCAUUAAAGUAUGACAAAUAUAAACCAGAGGGGCAAUACUAGCCUAACAAUUGACACUCACCUUGAUGAGCUCUCACCUGCACCUACGUUGUCUCCACAGGCCCUCCUCAAAUACUGUUUCUAUGACUUCCUCAGAAUUAGCUAAGAGCUGCCCACACCGACACAAAGUGACACAAACAAAUACAUAAAUUUGACAAGCACUCAAAACAUCACAACAUUAUAAAGAAGUUGUUUUAGUCAUUCAAUUUGCAUUUUAACAGUCAGAUCAUGUGAGAAGCUUGGGAGUUUAAUUGGAAGGUCUGGAACUUUUCUUCUUUUAUUAUCAAAACUUAUUUUAUCACAUGGUAUUUUAAUAUUUUUAUGGUCUGUGAACAACCUUUUUUUUUUUGAGUAAUUAUAUUUUUUCACUGUACAAGUGGUUGAAUGAUAGACCACUUGAUUGUACGAUCUUGCUUUAAUUUGUUGGAUAAAGGUAACUUUUAAUCACAUGCUUCAGAAUUUACACCAGAAUGUUGCUCUUAGUUAAGGAUUAAACAUACAUACACUUACAUUAGUGUGGGUGUAGCAAAAACAAUGUAUCAAGUAAACUUUUCUAUUUACACUGGAAAGCAAAAUAUCACAAAUGUUAAAAACAUUUAUACCCUGCAUUUCACCUAGAAAUAAUAAUUACUGUAGCCCACAUGUCCUUUGGUUAGUCACAGCAUCACUGUAUUAGUGCACUGAUAUUUGGAGUCAACAAAUUCUAGCCCUGCUCUUGGCUUCAGUGCUGAAUUACUGGUGUCAGUCUUUGAAAAACUAAAUUGGUUUAAUUUAAAUCACCAUCACUGUCCUUCACUCAGAUAUGUUGAGCAUCACACAACUGCUUCAUCUUCACACUAGUCCACAAGUUGGAAAUGUUUUCAGAUCUGUUGAAUGAUAUCCUGAUUUUGUGUUUUUGUGCUUUACUCUGUGCAAAGUGUUUUCUGAAUGCCUUUAGUAUUCAUUGAAGAGCCAUUAAGUCAUUUCACCAUGUCUGAGUGCUCAGUCACUGAAUGUUCUGGCUGAUUUUUCAGGUUUACUGGUGGACUGACUGGUUUCAUUAUUCACUUGAGAUGGUAACAGUGAGUCUGUUUUUCAUAUGGCUGAGCUGAAAUGCAUUGGCUACUGUUGCCUUUGGGCCUUUUCAAAAUUGUGGGAGGGGUGCUACUUGUAAAUAUGAUUUAAAAUAAACACAUUCGACUUGUAUUUCAGAAAAA